AUGGGUCGCGUUCGAACGAAGACCGUCAAGAAGUCCGCCAAGGUCAUCAUUGAGCGGUACUACCCCAAGCUCACCCUCGACUUCGAGACCAACAAGCGAAUCUGCGAUGAGAUCGCCAUCAUUGCGUCGAAGCGUCUGCGCAACAAGAUUGCCGGCUUCACCACCCAUCUCAUGAAGCGUAUCCAACGUGGACCCGUCCGCGGCAUCUCCUUCAAGCUCCAGGAAGAGGAACGUGAGCGAAAGGAUCAAUACGUCCCCGAAGUCUCGGCUCUCGACUUCACGCAGAACAGCGAGAGCGGACAGCUGGACGUCGAUCAGGAGACCAAGGACAUGUUGAAGUCCAUGGGCUUCGACAGCAUCCCCGUCAACGUUGUCCCUGUGUCCGCCCAGCAGACGAACGAGCGCCCGCGCCGAUUCGGCGACCGCCCGGCGCGAUAG
Molecule: messenger RNA, 438 nt
Organism: Eremomyces bilateralis CBS 781.70
Lineage: Eukaryota; Fungi; Ascomycota; Dothideomycetes; Eremomycetales; Eremomycetaceae
Product: ribosomal protein S17e
Exons: 3
Coding region: 1-438 (145 amino acids)
Biological process (GO): translation
Cellular component (GO): ribosome
Molecular function (GO): structural constituent of ribosome
Source: RefSeq, a predicted model, not a curated record